Racocetra persica is the source of this 1023-nucleotide messenger RNA. The record is from the annotation of a GenBank genome assembly. NCBI's taxonomy places the organism in Eukaryota, Fungi, Glomeromycota, Glomeromycetes, Diversisporales, Gigasporaceae.
GCUAGCAAAAGCUAUCAUUGAAUAUUAUACUCCUCCUGAGCCUAUGAUCAAAAUGCCUUUCACUCAAAGAUUGAAUCAGGCUGCUGAAUUAGAACGAAGAAAUCUUCUUAAAAAAAAGCUAUCUGAAUGGGAAUUUAAUCCUCAUCAAUUAAAUGAUGAUGAUUUGUUAGAAUGCGUCUUUAUCAUAUUCGAUCACGUGAUGCUGCUUGAUGAUCUCAAAGAAUUAAGUGUGUCACCAGCCAUUCGUCAAUCUUAUUAUGAUACGAAUCCAUACCAUAAUUUUACUCAUGCUGUCGAUGUUUUACAAGCAAUGUUUCAUUUUUUGUGUCAAAUGGAUAUCCUUCCUCCUUUAUUUUCUUCAAAACGACGAAAUAUUAAAGUUAAUCAACAACGUUGUCGUCCCAAUGAUCUGUUGACUGUUACCGACGCGUUUGCCUUAUUAUUGGCUUCAAUAGGUCAUGAUGUGGGCCAUCCCGGUGUAAAUAAUACUUUCUUGGUCCAGUCGAAUACUCCUUUGGCUCAGGUGUAUAAUGAUAAAUCCGUAUUAGAAAGUUUUCAUGCCAUGACAUUAUUUAACAUGAUGCAAAAACAUGGCUUUAAAAUAUACGAAAAUAAUAGUGGCUCAAUAUAUAAUCCAAAAUAUAAUGAAUUCCGUAAAGUCAUAGUUAAUUCAAUACUUGCUACAGACAUGAGUUUACAUAAUGAUUACGUUACUAAAAUAAAGGAGGAAAUAAAAAGAUUUGAAUCUUUGGAUACUAAAUUUGAUACUCAACCUAUGGUAGAACAGGCUCGGAAUGUUAUUAUCGGCGCGUUAAUAAAAUGCGCUGAUAUUAGUAAUGUUGCUAGACCUUAUCAUAUAGCUGCCAAUUGGUCGAAUGUUUUAAUUGAAGAAUUCCGUUGUCAAGGUGAUUUGGAAAGAAAGCUUGGUCUUCCUAUUAUUCCAUUAAAUGAUAGAAAUGGAAAGACCACUCAGUCCGAAUCUCAGAUAGGAUUUAUCGAUUAUUGUGCGAUGCCAUUGUUUAA